Molecule: messenger RNA, 1689 nt
Organism: Papaver somniferum (opium poppy)
Lineage: Eukaryota; Viridiplantae; Streptophyta; Magnoliopsida; Ranunculales; Papaveraceae
Product: probable glycosyltransferase At5g20260
Exons: 3
Coding region: 177-1550 (457 amino acids)
Molecular function (GO): glycosyltransferase activity
Source: RefSeq, a predicted model, not a curated record
UAGACUUCUUUCUUCUUUUUUUUCCCAUCUCAAGAUUUGUAUAUGUAGACUCAAAACUAAGAAGUUUCUACUUAUCAGUGGUAAAGAAGAAAAUCGAGCGCCUGACAGAUAAUAAAUUCAACUCUUCUUAAAUUCCUUGGAUGAAACCUGCUUGAUUGUAUUGUUUGUCAUGAAACAUGGCAGACUUUGUGAUCACUUGCAGAACGCAGUUGAUAGUCCUUGUUACUUUAAUUCUUUUUCUUUUUACUCUAUAUAUUUCUCCUUACAACAAUCACCAUUCCAUCAUCAAUACUAACUUCUUCAAUUCUUCAUCUUCGUCUUCCAUUUUGCAUGAACGACUAAACGGUUUGUCGUAUUUGUUACAUCAGCCGAAGAAACUUACUAGUGCCGUGAAAAUAGAAGAUGAUCUUGCAAGAGCAAGGGAUGCUAUUAGAACAGCAAUUCUGACACGUAAUUACACGUCUAACAAAGUGGAAGAUUUCAUUCCCAGAGGAACAGUUUACAGAAAUUCGUAUGCCUUCCAUCAGAGUCACAUUGAGAUGGAGAAAACAUUUAAAAUUUGGACUUACAAAGAAGGAGAAUUACCUUUGGUGCAUGAAGGACCUCUUAAUUUGCUCUAUGCCAUGGAAGGCCACUUUAUCGAAGAAAUGGAGAGCAAGAAAAACCCAUUUGCAGCUCAUGACCCUGAAGAAGCUCAUGCGUUCUUCCUUCCAUUCAGCGUAGCAAAGAUGAGAACAUACUUUUACAUGCCCUUGUAUAAUACAUAUUCUCGUGAUCCCAUUCAGCAUUUCGUUACUGAUUAUGUUCAGGUCAUAUUAGAGAGAUACCAUUAUUGGAACAGAAGCAACGGGGGUGAUCAUUUCAUGGUUUCUUGUCAUGACUGGGCACCUUGUAUAAGCGAUAAAAAUCCGAAACUCUUCAAGAACUUCAUUAGGGUUCUCUGCAAUGCUAAUUCAUCUGAAGGGUUCAAGCCUGGACGAGAUGUAUCGCUGCCAGAAUUUAAAGUCGAGGAAAGAAGUCUUUUUACAUCAACUCAAUUUCAUGCAAGUGGUACUAAUCGCUCGAUUCUCGGCUUCUUCGCUGGUGGUGGUCAUAGGUACAUAAGGAAGGUACUACUUAAGCAUUGGAAAAACAAAGACAACGAAUUACAAGUUCAUGAAUAUCUUCCUGAAGGACAAGAUUACGGUGGUUUGAUGGCUCAAAGCAAAUUUUGUUUGUGCCCGAGCGGAUAUGAAGUCGCAAGUCCUAGAAUUGUUGAGGCGAUCCAUGCCGCGUGUGUCCCCGUAAUUAUGUCAGAGCAUUAUGUUCUACCAUUUAGUGAUGUACUUGAUUGGAGCCAGUUUUCCAUACAAAUUACGGUUGAAGAAAUACCUCAGCUUAAGAGAAUAUUACAAGCUAUAACGAAUGAGGAGUAUCUUAAAUUGCGAAAGGGGGUUAUACAAGUUCAACGUCAUUUUACUCUGAAUCGUCCGGCGCAAAGGUUUGAUAUUAUCCACAUGAUACUUCAUUCCAUUUGGUUAAGACGACUAAACUUCCAUCUACCAUCCUGAAAUCAGAUUGUUCGCAAGUCACAACUUCAAAAAAAUUUAGUUAUUUUUUACCCGUGAAUACUAAACAGUGUAAAUGUGCAUAAACUGCAAGUGGACUCCAAGUCUGAUUUAUUAAUGAAGUGGUAGAUUUUGGAUUACA